CGAAACUACGCCACGCACAUACGGCUGGUUCUCUCUCGAGUUAUCCACGUUGUUUUUCUGCACCGAAGUGACACCAAAGUAAUUCAUUUUUUGAAAGCGGUACACUACUGUCAGUCAACGGGUGAUUUUGAGUGAGUGUUCCUAUUCAGAUUCUAUCAGACAUUUUUCACAACUUUAACAAAAAUCACUUUGCUGAUAACAGAAGAAACUGUAGUUUUGGAAAAGGAAGAACUGGUCACAUUAGAGCUGGUUUGACAGUCAAGCCAAAACAAAACACAGACAGUUGAAGAAAUUUUUGUAUCAGUCGGCGUUGGUGGUGGAUGGCUUGAAAUUUUCUUGGCUGCCAGGACACAAUUCAGUGCAUGAUAUCCAGUCACUGAUGGAUUUUGAACCAGUAGGAGCAACCGGACUCCCAUUUGAAUGAGUGUCAAUUUUUCUUAAAAGAUGUCAUGUCCUCAAUUUGGUUAUAACGGAUCAUCCUCAACAACGCAGCUUCUGAUGGCCGGACAGUCCGGGACGCCGUUGUCCGCCGGUUCGGCACCCAGCGGAGGCGGAACCGGAUCCGGUUCCGGCCAGCCCUGCUGCGAAUCGGGUCGUCCGGUGCUCACAGACCCUCUUACCGGACAGACAGUCUGCUCUUGCCAAUACGACGCCCAACUCCUCGGCUAUCAGCGCCUUGCUGCAUCGGGCCUGCCCCUCAACGUGUACGGCACGGCGGCUGCAGCCGCCGCCGCAGCGGCAGCCUACGGCACCGAACAAGGCUUCCUGCCGCUCUCCGCUGAGCAAUCGGCUUUCUACUCGCCCACGGCCAAUGGAUUCGAUUUGAAGGACAAUUUAGAAGCGUGGAGAAGUCUCCCCUAUGCUGCAUCCAUGUAUUAUCCUUACGAUUCAGCAGCCUUAGCGGGUUAUCCUUUUCCUAAUGGAUACGGGGUGGACUUGAAUGGCGCACGCAGAAAAAACGCGACGAGGGAGACUACGAGCACCCUGAAGGCGUGGCUAAACGAACAUCGCAAAAAUCCUUACCCAACUAAAGGAGAGAAGAUCAUGCUGGCCAUCAUCACCAAAAUGACCCUCACUCAAGUGUCCACUUGGUUCGCCAAUGCCCGAAGAAGGCUCAAGAAAGAGAACAAAAUGACUUGGUCUCCAAGAAACAGAUGCGAAGAUGACGACUUAGAUGAUAGAGAUGAUACAGACCAAAGGAUCAAAGAAUCCGAUGCCAAAAGGAUGGACAAGGACCACGACGUGGACAGGAGGAGGAGUGAUCCUCACCAUCCAAGGCAAAACUCAGGUUCUGAUGAUGGCAAAAUGGACUUCGUGGAUGUCGACGAUGACUGUAAAUCGUGUGCUUCCACAAGUACUGACGGGCAUGUCAUAACCAACAGCUCGGACAAAGAAAACUGUUCCCUUCUCAAACCACACAGAGUGCCCAGUCCAAUUUCGGACGCUUCUCUAGGUUCCGAGGACUCAGAAUCCUCUCAGAACUCUUCUGUUCCCCACCCUUCCUCGACAGAACUGCCACAGCAAAGCCAACAACAGAAACCUAGAAUAUGGUCAAUUGUCGAUACAGCGACAUCGACGCAAGGUCCCAGUUCCUCAAACCUCCCUCCCGGUGCUUCCUCUAGACUGAGCCCUUUGCAAAGGGCAGCCUACCUCAAUCCUUAUCCGAAACCAGCCUCGUGGUACGCAGGAACUCUCGGGAAUCUUAGUGUAGUAACAAGUGUUGGUGGCACAUUCCCCUUAUCAGCUGUGUACUCUUGUCCGCCAAUAGGCGGAGGCCCAUCCGGGUCAACACCAUCCCUUGCUGAAUCCUCUGCAGUCUCGUCCCUCAACAGGCUAAGGACAGCAGCUGCAGCUUUUCCUACGGCGGCUACUGCUGGAGAGCUCUCCCUUCAUAAAGCGGCAAUUGCAGCUGCGGCUGCUGCUGGUUCAUCUUCACCUCCUACGUCGGUUUUCAGCUUGGCCUCCAAAAUGGGCAAUGGCUCUUUGGGGUCUGCAAGUGACCAGCCUCAACAGGACUCCCCCGGUGUGUCUCGAACUUCGACGUCCAGUAGUAGCUCUGCGGCGGCGAUAGCAGCAAUGUCUAGCAGUACUGCUAGUAGCGUCAUCAACAAUGGACCGAGUCCAGGACGUGUAAUUUCUUAAUAAUUCAAAAAUGAAUACUAUAUGGAAAUUUCACUGAAUCGCCAAGCACGGCACAAUGUACAGAUUAAGAGACUGGUUGGGAAGGCUUUCUGGAACAAGCCUACCAAAAAGAAUCAAACGUUAUUGAAGAGAAAAAUAUCACUUACAAGUGUUUGCGAAGGGCAAAAAUUCAUGAUAAACGAAAGAUAUACUUCAUGCAUGAAAUGUACGGCUUUCUAUUUCGACUUUUCGAAUACAUCAACUUUUUUCGAUCGUCAGUAGUCAAUGUACUUAAUUAAGAUAUCGAAAUAAAAUUGUGGGUUUGACCUGAAAACUAAAUUUUUAAUCUAAUGAUAAAUAUUUUUAACAUAUAGUAUGGAAAUUUACCUCUUUAAAAUGCCAUGUAUAGUAUUCAUUAACUUUUUAAAAUUAAUGGAUCUUGUUAAUUAAUCUAAAAUUGUUGAUUAGUGAAACAAAAUUUUAUUUAGAUAGUUGUUUUUAUUAAUAUAUUCUUAUGCUUGCAUUAAAUUCUGAAUUAUACUAAAAGCAAAUAUUAUAUUUUCGCUAUAAUUGCGUGAAAAAACUAUUGUAUGCUAUCUCAAAAGCCUUUAAAUUUUUAAUGAAAACAUUUACAGAAGCAUAAAUUUUUGCCAUUAAAUUAUUUAAUACAAUUUUUGAAGUUUUCUUGAAUUACUUGUGUUUUAGAUGUCAUUGCAGACUUUUAGCUUAAUAUUCUAAAAAAUCGCUCCUCGCUCUUUGAAAAUUAAAAGUUGACGUCUUCGUUAUUCCACAGCGUAAAAGAAAUUGAAAGCUCAAAGCCUCAAGAAAGCGUUAAUGAUUUUUCGAAAAUGGUCUUGAAAAAUUUAGUUUUUUCCAAUAUUCUCAGAGAUCUAUGAAGUGAACUGGAAGAAAUUGAAAAACCACUAUGGCAUCAUUAUGAAACCCAAAUUGUCAUACGAAGAGAUAAAUGAAAAUGUAAAUAAAAGUGUCUUACAGUAUUAAAUCACACACAAAAAAAAUAUUCAAGCUGUUGCAAAUGAACUCAUAACAAAUAAUGCUUGAUUGCAAUACUUCCUAAUUCAUUUUGGACAUCUUUCCAAGCGCUUUGAUUAAACAUAAAGUUACGGUGAAUAAAAACUCAAAGUUGUCGAAGCACAUGCUUUCACAGCGGAUUGAUGAAUCAAUAAGGUGGGCGACAAGCUGCUGUUAAUAAUUUAUUUGAAAGUGACUAUCAGAGUUUAAAACUUAUUGAAAAAAAAUAAAAAACUCUUGAAGAAAGCCAAAUGUUUUCCUACAAAGACUUAAUGAAAGUGACGACGCUUUUAUAAACCAAAGCUUGUAUAUAGUUACCAUGACAUAGAUAAAUAUAAGUGUACAAAAGUUGUUCAAGCCUGCUUAAAAAAAAUGGAAAAUAAUGUGACACCAGCAGGAACUGGAAUCUAAUUUAUUUCGUGGCUUUGAAAAUAACAUAUUGACUAGUGAUAAAAGGAAUUUGAAGAAUUUAUUAUUGAGUCCAUGAUUUGCGCAAAAGGCCCCUUGUACUUUCUGUAAUCCCCUUCGGCGUUGCCAUUUUCCUUGUUGUCAAUGAAUAAUUCAGUUUAUGUAUCAAUAAAUGCAAAAAGUGUUUCCUUUAA
Molecule: messenger RNA, 3755 nt
Organism: Argiope bruennichi
Lineage: Eukaryota; Metazoa; Arthropoda; Arachnida; Araneae; Araneidae
Product: iroquois-class homeodomain protein irx-3-like
Exons: 5
Coding region: 445-2142 (565 amino acids)
Biological process (GO): neuron differentiation; cell development; regulation of transcription by RNA polymerase II
Cellular component (GO): nucleus
Molecular function (GO): DNA-binding transcription factor activity, RNA polymerase II-specific; RNA polymerase II cis-regulatory region sequence-specific DNA binding
Source: RefSeq, a predicted model, not a curated record